UGUUAGUCAGUCGUUGCCUUACUAAGGUCUGCGUUGGUUACGGUUUGUUGAAAGCACCAGGUCACGUCGCGCGUAAAGUGAAACUUACGUACAUAUUGAAAAAAAAAAAAAUAAUUGUUGAAGACACUCGCUUUAAUAGCGCUCAUCAGAACAUGAAUCGAUUAAUAAGCUUUGCUUUUAUAUUUCUACAAAUAUUAAUAAUUGUCAAUGCCACUGGCUUCUACACUAUAGUUGCUCCGGGCACAAUUCAACCUAAUUAUGACUAUGCUGUAAGUGUUACCCUGCACGAAGCGGCAGAAGCGGCAACAAUAAAACUAGACAUUACCAGUCAGAAAUACAAUGUGAGUAAAACUAUUGAUGUAGCACCCUCGGAUACGCAAGUGGUACACUUUGAUAUUCCCAAAAUCGAGGAUGGCGACUACAAGUUGCAGACCGAAGGAUUGAAGGGUCUUAUAUUUAAAAACUCUACCGAUUUGGUGUACAAAGAUGAAAAGCCCAAAGUCUAUAUACAAACUGACAAAGCCGUUUACAAACCAGGUGACUUGGUGCAAUAUCGCAUUUUGGCUCUGGAUGAGAAUACCAGACCAGCGAGGCUGGAUGAGCCCCUUAAUGUUGGAAUUCGUGACGGUGCUGGCAAUCACAUUAAACAAAUGAAGGAUGUUAAAUUUGACAAAGGUGUUUUCAGUGGCAAGUUUCAGUUGUCGGAACAACCUGUACUGGGCAAUUGGGUGAUUGAGAUUACCCAUGGUGAGGAAAAUAAGCAAAAGACCGAGAAGCAUUUUGAGGUGGCCAAAUAUGUUCUACCCAAGUUUAGUGUUGAACUUGAGGCUCCCAAAGAGGUGGCCAUUUUCGAUGGUAUUAUUAAAAUGACAGUACGUUCCAAGUAUACCUAUGGUAAACCGGUUAAGGGCAAGGCUACGGUAACCAUAGCUCAAUCUCCUCGCACUGAAGCUGCCGAAAAGACCAUCGAUGUCGAUGGCAAGGGUCAUUUGGAAUUUGAUUUGGUUAAAGAUUUAAAAUUCGAUAGAAGUCAAUUCGACGCCAUGAACAAAGGACAACUCAGAUACUACACUUAUUUGGCACCCCUGCAGAUAUUGGCGGUUGUAACCGAAGGCUAUACGGGUAACGCACAAAACAAGUCCGCCUCGGUAAAUUUGGAGCAAUCGCGCUAUCGCAUAACCGUUCCCGAAAGUCCCAACGAAUACGUUCCCAAGAAGCCAUUUGAAAUUAAGGCUAUAAUUCAAAAGCUAGAUGGCAGCCCCGUUCAGGACGCCAAAUCCAGGGCCAAGCUCAUUAUUAAAAAACAAAGCUAUUACUGGGGAACGCCAGAAGAAAAGACCGAGUCUAUUGUUUACGAGAGUGCUGUUAGUAGCGAAGGUAUGGUAACAUUUAUGGCAACAAUACCCGAUGAAGGGUACUAUGGUGAUGUCACCAUAGAGUUUGAAGAAAAAACCCAUUACUUGCCAGGCUUGCGAUCUGUAGAAGAGGCCAAAAAGGAUGAGAAGAAAGAAGAUGAUAUUGGGCCAUUGAAGUUAGUUCAAAAGACCGAAAAAGCUCACCUGGGCGAAGAUGUGCAAUUCGAUGUGAAAUCAGACGAACCUAUGUCCUAUUUCGUUUACGCAAUUAGUGGACGCGGAAAAGUCUUGAAACACGAAUACGUGAAAUUAGACGAAAAGACAAAAUCACAUUCAGUGACCUUUAAACCAACUUUUGAAAUGGUGCCCAGUGCCAAAAUCUAUGCCUAUUUUGUGCGGAAUGGUGACUUGAAAUUCAAUGAAUUAACCAUAAAUUUCGAUGACGAAUUUGAAAAUAAGAUUGUAAUAACCGCUCCCGAACAGGCCAAACCAAGUGAAGAGAUCACCUUAAACAUCAAAGCAGAUCCUGAUUCCUUCAUUGGUUUAUUGGGUGUAGAUCAAAGUGUUUUACUUUUACAAUCUGGCAAUGAUUUCGAUCCCAAGACCAUCAGGAACGACUUAAAUUCUUACGACACGAGAACCCCCUAUGUACGCGGCUAUGGUGAAUAUCCAGGAAAAACUUCUGGCCUAGUGACACUUACUAAUGCCAACUAUCCCUACAACAUGGUUUUCGUGCCACGAUUUCGUCCUCCAUUCCUUCGUAAAAGAAUCACAUCUUCCGUAAAUGGUGUUGGCAGGCCAGCUACAGGACCAUCGGUUGCGAUGACCCACUCAAGUGUUCCUCAUGCAGGUUACUCAAGUAUGAAUAAGUCAUAUCAAAUGCCCCAAAUGAUGGCUCCGAAACCAGUCAUUAAACCGAAUGUGCGCAAAGAGUUUAUUGCAACGUGGAUUUUCGAUAAUAUCACCAACACUGAUGCCAAGGGGUUGGCUACUUUCACCAAAAAAAUACCUGACACCAUUACCUCCUGGGUGGUUACCGGAUUUGCCAUUAAUGAGAAAACUGGAUUUGCCAUGGCCGAAAAUGCCACUAAGAUACGCGUCUUCCAGCCAUUCUUUUUGAGCACAAAUUUACCCUAUUCGGUGAAGAGAGGUGAAGUCAUUUCCAUACCCAUUGUGGUCUUCAAUUAUAUGGAAAAAGCAUUGGAGGCUGAAGUUACCAUGGAGAACACGGAUCAAGAGUAUGAUUUUACCGAGGCCACCAAUGAUAUCGAGGAGACUGUUUUGGAAGAGAAGCAGAGAACCAAGCACGUUACAGUGCCCUCCAAUGGCGGGCAAACCGUAUCGUUUAUGAUCAGGCCCAACAAAGUUGGAGACAUUACUCUAAAGAUAAAGGCCAUUACGGCUCUAGCAGGUGAUGCUAUUCAUCAAAAGCUUAAGGUGGAACCCGAAGGUGUUACUCAGUUCGAAAAUCAGGCCAUAUUCAUCAGCAAUCCCAAUAAGGAGCCAACAAAGUACGACCUUAAAGCUGACAUACCCAAAGAGGCGGUUCUGGAUUCUGAAUAUCUGGAAUUUUCUGUUGUGGGAGACAUUUUGGGUCCCACAAUUAAGAAUAUUGACAAAUUGGUGCGCAUGCCCUAUGGUUGUGGUGAACAGAACAUGGUAAAUUUUGUGCCCAAUAUAUUGGUGCUCUACUAUCUGGAUGCCAUUAAAAAGGACAUGCCAUUGAUUAGUCAGAAAGCCAAAAGCUUCAUGGAAUCCGGCUAUCAGAGAGAAUUGACCUAUAAACACAGCAAUGGAGCCUACAGUGCCUUCGGGGAGGGACGCAGUGAACCCAACAGUUGGCUAACUGCUUAUGUGGCCCGUUCAUUUAUUCAAGCCAAGAAAUACAUCACCAUUGACCCAGCUGUCAUUGAACAGGCAUUGGAGUUUGUGGCCAAGACACAAGAAGAAGAUGGCCAUUUCCCACAAAAAGGCAAACUAUUCCAUCCCGCCCAUCAAAAUGAUGUAGGAUUUACUGCCUUUGCUUUAAUGGCUCUGCUGGAAGAUACGGUUUAUGCUGAGAAAUACAAAUCUCAAAUUCAAAAAGCCCUGCAAUAUUUGGCCGAUAACAUUGAGAAGGAGGACAAUGCCUAUGCUUUGGCCAUAGCAGCGGUGGUCUUGAAUAAAGUCACUCAUCCCAGUGCUGGCAAACUUAAGGAGAAACUGGAAAAGAAAUCCACUUUUGAGAAUGGCUUAAAAUGGUGGUCCAACUCGAACAAGGAUCAUGCCAAUGACAUUGAAGUGACCGCUUACAUCUUGCAAUCCCUGGUGGCUACUGAAGAAGCAGGUAAAUUGUUGCCCAUCAUCAAGUGGUUAGUGGGUCAACGUAACAGCCUUGGUGGUUUCGAUUCCACCCAGGAUACAGUUGUUGGCCUUCAGGCGCUCAUAAGUUUUGCUGAAAAAUAUACUGCCGCUGGUGAUGGUAAAAUGUCCAUUGAUUUUGAAGCCCAAGAUGGAGAUGGUGAGAAAACCACCCAAGGCCAAUUUUCGGUGGACAAAGAUAACUCGCUGUUACUGCAAACACAUGUGCUCCCCAAAUCGAGCCGUCAAAUUUCAAUGACCGCUACUGGUGAAGGUUCAUCUUUGGUUCAACUUUCAUAUCGUUACAAUCUGGCCUCCAAGGACAAACAGCCCAGCUUCGCAGUCAAACAGGAACGUAAACAAUCCCCAAAUCCUCAACAAUUAUUAAUGAAUGUCUGUGCAGAAUAUCAACCUCAAGCCGAAAACGAAAUGCAAGAGUCUAACAUGGCUGUUAUGGAAAUCUCUCUGCCCUCCGGCUAUACUGCUGAUGCUGACAGUUUCGAUAAAAUUCGUGAUGCAUCACAGGUCCAAAGAGUGGAAACUAAAAACACCGAUACUGUCAUUAUUAUCUACUUUGAUAGUUUGAUUGCCAAAAAGCCCGUGUGUUUCGAUGUUGCUGCCGACAAAUCGCAUGCUGUUGCCAAGCAAAAGCCGGCCGCAAUCACCGUUUAUGACUACUACAAUACGGAGCAACGAGCCACUGUCUACUAUGAAGUCAAAACAUCACUUUGUGAUAUUUGCGAUAAGGAUGAAUGUGGUAAAGGAUGUAGCAAGUAAAUUGACUUCAGCAUACAUCCGCUGAUACUUUGCUAUCAAUCAAUUUUCUAUAUUUAAAUGUAAUUUUUUUCUUUUGUUCCAAAUAAAAUAUAUCGAUGUAAAUGUAA
Molecule: messenger RNA, 4579 nt
Organism: Stomoxys calcitrans (stable fly)
Lineage: Eukaryota; Metazoa; Arthropoda; Insecta; Diptera; Muscidae
Gene: Tep2
Product: alpha-2-macroglobulin
Exons: 8
Coding region: 153-4472 (1439 amino acids)
Cellular component (GO): extracellular region
Molecular function (GO): endopeptidase inhibitor activity
Source: RefSeq, a predicted model, not a curated record